AUGACCACAGUUCACAUUAUUGACGUCGAGAGCGGUAAUCUGCAAUCGUUAAUCAAUGCCAUCGAAAUCCUUGGCUUCAAAGCUCAAAUAGUCAAAUCUGCCGAUGAUCCUGAAUUGGCAGCGGCGGAAAGACUAAUGCUACCUGGUGUCGGAAAUUUUGGUCAUUUCCUCGACAGUUUGACAUCUAAGGGCUUUGAAAAGCCUGUCAGAGAAUACAUCGCCUCUGGAAAACCCAUCAUGGGCAUCUGCGUUGGGUUGCAAUCUUUCUUCGCGGGAUCAGAGGAAUCGCCUAAGAGCUCAGGCUUGGGCUUCUUAGAUUUCAAACUAGAAAAAUUUGACUCAUCGGAGAAACCGGUCCCAGCAAUUGGUUGGAACACCUGCACGCCACAUGAAAAUCUGUUCGGUUUAGACCCUUGCAACAGAUAUUACUUCGUGCACUCGUAUGCCGCAGUUCUCGACUCGGCUACCAAAUCUGCGCUGGACAGUGCCGGUUGGAACAUUGCAACGGCUAGAUAUGGCUCUCAGGAAUACAUCGCAGCAAUUGCAAAAGGCAAUAUCUUUGCUACCCAAUUUCACCCAGAAAAAUCAGGACACGCCGGUUUGGCCAUUCUGAAGAAUUUCAUUGAACAAACUCACCCUAUUAUCAAACACUCGGAUCACGAAAAUUCAUUGUUGUUAAACGACUAUUCGAAUUACGGAUUGAGUAGAAGAAUCAUUGCAUGUUUGGAUGUUCGCACCAACGACCAAGGCGAUCUAGUGGUCACGAAAGGUGAUCAAUACGACGUGCGCGAGAAAGAAGAGGGUGGGAAUGUCAGAAACUUGGGCAAACCUGUUGAAAUGGCCAGAAAGUAUUACGAACAAGGCGCUGAUGAAGUGACGUUUUUAAACAUUACCAGUUUUAGAGACUGCCCACUGAAGGACACACCCAUGCUUGAUGUUCUCAAAAUGGCUGCAAAAACAGUUUUUGUACCACUAACCGUUGGUGGUGGUAUUAAAGACAUUGUAGACGUCGACGGAACGCAUGUUCCUGCUCUUCAGGUAGCAACCUUGUACUUCAACUCCGGUGCCGACAAAAUAUCUAUCGGUUCGGACGCUGUAUAUGCUGCUGAAAAAUAUUACGAACGUGGCGGACGCGGUGAUGGCACUUCUCCCAUUGAAACUAUUUCCAAAUCCUACGGUGCACAGGCAGUAGUUAUUUCCGUGGAUCCCAAGAGAGUGUACGUUGAUGGGCCCGAACAAACCAAACAUAAGACAAUCAAAACCAAGUAUCCUAACGAAAAGGGCCAGGAAUGGUGCUGGUACCAGUGCACGAUCAUGGGUGGAAGAGAAAGUAGAGACUUGGGCGUAUGGGAGCUUACACGGGCUUGUGAAGCUUUGGGUGCUGGCGAAGUGCUCCUCAACUGCAUUGAUAAAGAUGGCUCAAAUUCGGGAUACGAUCUGGAACUGAUAGAACACGCUAAAGGCGCCGUUAGUAUUCCAGUAAUUGCAUCCAGCGGUGCAGGUGUUCCGCAGCACUUUGAAGAAGCGUUUAAGAAGACUAGAGCUGACGCUUGUUUAGGUGCAGGUAUGUUCCACAGAGGCGAAUUCACCGUAGCCGACGUAAAAAAACACUUGUUGAAGAGCGGCUACAAGGUAAGGAUGGAUGAGGACAGAUCAACCAUCUUAUAA
Molecule: messenger RNA, 1668 nt
Organism: Lachancea nothofagi CBS 11611
Lineage: Eukaryota; Fungi; Ascomycota; Saccharomycetes; Saccharomycetales; Saccharomycetaceae
Source: the annotation of a GenBank genome assembly